GGGCAAGGGUGCUGCCGCCGAUGCCGCCCUUGCUAAGGCCAAGGCUGUCCAAACGGCCGAUUCUAACUCCUCCGCCUCUCAGGCCGAUCGUCGCACGGUGGAGGCAGAAUAACAUCUUAUCGCCACAGUGAUGGCGCAGGGGUCCCAGGCCCCGAAUGCUGAUUCUGGCGUCCCUGAGGUGGUGGCGCCCCUGCAGACCGUCCAUCCCCAAGGCGGGGAAAAAGUGAAGGAUAAGAAGGCGAAGAGGCCUCGGGGGGCCAGCUCUUCGGCCCUCGACGAACAAGAAAUGGUCCUUCCUCUCCUAGGACGUCCGGCUCAUGACGUCUGGCAGGAAGUUGCCUCAUUGGCUGGGGUGGAGGUGCCUCCCCGAACGUCUUCGGAGGCUUCAAACGCGGCUCUGGCCGCCGCUCUUCAGGUCGGGCUAUCCGUGCUGCAAGCCGAGGCCGCGAGGGACGCUGAGGCCCUCCAGGCUAAAAACAAGGCGGAUGCCGCUUUGAAGAAGGCAAGGGAGGCCGUCCGUCACCAGGAGAAGGAGGUAGCUGCCAAGGAGAAGGAGCUACAGGCCGCCCUGAAGGCGGCUCGGGAGUCUGCUGAACGGGUGGCCGCGUAUGAGAAGGCCGGGUUCACGCUCGUCCCGGUUCUUCUUGCCCCCAAGGAUGGGCCUUCCGAAUGGCUCGUCGAUACCUCUGGGUAUGAGAACACUG
Messenger RNA from Cuscuta epithymum, 704 nucleotides. Lineage: Eukaryota; Viridiplantae; Streptophyta; Magnoliopsida; Solanales; Convolvulaceae. The record is from the annotation of a GenBank genome assembly.